Molecule: messenger RNA, 849 nt
Organism: Ctenocephalides felis (cat flea)
Lineage: Eukaryota; Metazoa; Arthropoda; Insecta; Siphonaptera; Pulicidae
Product: trypsin 5G1-like
Exons: 5
Coding region: 1-789 (262 amino acids)
Biological process (GO): proteolysis
Molecular function (GO): serine-type endopeptidase activity
Source: RefSeq, a predicted model, not a curated record
AUGUUGCUGUCAUUAAUAUUUGCAGCUUUUGCUGCAGUAGCUGUUGCUGGGCAUGACCUAGAUCAUCGAAUAGUGGGAGGUGAAGAUGUAGAUAUUUCAACUUGUGGAUGGCAAGUUUCGUUUCACAAUAAGAAUGGCCAUUUCUGUGGAGGAUCCAUCAUUGGCAAAGAAUGGAUUCUAACUGCUGCGCAUUGCGUAACCAAAUAUGAAAACAAUAUCGAAGGUUUAAAAGUCAGAGUUGGAAGCAAUGUGCAUAACAAAGGUGGGCGUUUAUACGACAUUAUAGAAAUUAAAAAACAUCCAAGAUAUAGUGAUCGAACCAAAUACGAUUUUGAUGUCGCUUUAUUACGCAUUGCAAAACCAAUUGCAUACACUGCCUGCACUGUUGUUCCUGUAACAUUAGCAGAAACAGGGAAAGAAGUUCCAGAAGGCGCACUCGUCAGUGUCACAGGAUGGGGGGCUACUAUGAUUGGCGGCCCGGGAUCAACGCAGCUAAAAGCUGUUAAGGUUCCAAUCGUGUCAAAUGAAGAAUGCAACAAAAAUUAUACCAUUCCUGGAAGUUUGAAAGACAACAUUUCAGAUAGCAUGUUUUGUGCUGGUUUUCCUGAAGGCGGAAAGGACUCAUGUCAAGGAGAUAGCGGUGGGCCUGUAGUGGAUGAAAAUAGGGUUCAGGUCGGAAUUGUAUCUUGGGGCGAAGGCUGUGCUUUAGCAGGAAAACCAGGCGUUUAUGCAAAAGUUUCACAUCCUGACGUGAAAAGGUUUAUUGAAACCGUAGCAGGAAUCAAAUAAUACUUGUUAAAAAAUGUAGACAAAUUGAAUGAACUUUCAAUAAAAUUGUUUUAUUUUUGG